AUGGAGAGCUUCUCCCCAUUUCGUGUGGUCGGAAGCGUAUGUGGUGAGCUGCCAGUCAGUAGCACAAUGUUAUACGGCGCACCGCAGUUGAUGGUUGCCACAGGACGCACAUUUCAGUUGUUUCGGGGGAAAGAACUUACAAUGCUUCGCGGUGGGCCGCACUUUGAGAAGAGGGUGAGGGCUGUAACACAGGCAGGGAAGUAUCGUUUUGUUGCCGAAGGGCCUCGGAUUCAUGCAUUUGUGCAUCACAAGCCGCUCUGGAACUGCAUGCACAACGACGUUACGCAGAGCAGAGUGGAUCACAUUCUUGCUGUGGAUGAUAUUCUUUUCUGUGUGGGUAACGAUAAACGCGUAGUGGUACGGGAGAUAAAGAGCGGGAACAUGCUCACAGAGUUUCUUGUUGAUGGUAGUGAGGAGACACGCGCGAUGAUUACCCCUGCCGGAUACAACAACAAACUUCUUUUGGCGACUGCACAGGGAUCACUGCAGUUAUACAAUUUCAAAAGCGGUGUCUGCCUGUGGCGCGAAAAGCGAGAGCCUGGUGCGCAGAUCACGGCUCUAGCGGCAAGUAACUUCAAGGACAUCAUCGCAUAUGGCACAAGCAACGGCCGUGUAGUUGUUCUCAACAUGGCUACUAACGAGGAUAUCAUGUCAUUUGACCAGGAGGAGAGAGGUGCCGUGACUGCGCUGGCGUUCCGAACCGACAAGGAUGUCCUCGUCGCCGGGUCUAGCUCCGGCGAGGUGGCGAUGUGGGACCUUGAAAAUGGCUGCCUUGACGGUCUUCUGACGCGUGGCAAGCAAGUGAAAACUGAGACGGAGGUGCUGGAGUCCCCACACACCAAUACCGUUCACUCCAUAGUUGUUCUGCCAACAGAAACUGCCACCAUUGUUACAGCUGGAGCUGACAAUGCAUUGAUGCAGUUUAGGUUUGACACUGUAGACGGUCUUGGCGUGCUGGUGCGUGAGCGUCGGGGUCAUAUGGGGAGCUGCACAGAGGCUAAGUUUUAUAACAGCGACUUGCUGCUGACUGCCGGUACCGAUCGUUCGCUCCGUGUGACGCACCUAUUUUCCGAUCGUGCGUCAUGGGAAUUGUCUCAGGGCCAGUUGGGCCGACGGGGGCGCGAGAAGCAGAUGGGACGUGAGGCGAUGAAGAUGCCACCUGCUGUUGCUAUUGCCAGCUGCACUGCAAGGAACUACCAGUGGGCGAGCAUUGUUUCUAUUCAUGAAUCUUCGUCAAAGAUGUGCGGCUGGCGCAUGGACACUCGUUCUCUAGAUUGUAAGCUGAGCGGUAUUAAGACGUCGAUGCACAUCGCACGUGCCGUCGCCAUGAGCGACUGCGGGAACUUUGCUGUUAUCGGGUACUCGAGCGGUGAUGUAUCUGUUGUCAGUAUUCAGAACAAAGGCGUACGGCAGUUGCUUGACUCCUCACUGAAGCCGGACGACCGGGCACACUGUGGUUCAGUGGAGUGCGUUGAGGUGGCCUGUGGAAACAACAUUGUUGUAACUGCAGGUCUUGACUCGAUGAUUAAGUUGUGGAGUCUCUUCACCUGUCGCCUCCGCACCGUCGUGAAGACUGAUUGUCCUUUGCAUAAGUCAUGUAUUCAUCAACCGUCGUCUCUCUUUAUUGCCGCGCAGCACUUCUCCAUUCGUGUAUACCACUGCAACCCCGACAUUGGGCUUACAACCCAAGAGUUGCGCGUGCCCGUACGAACGUUCAGCGGCCACACCAGCCCCAUUACAGCCCUAGCCCUUGCGCCAGACUCGUAUCGUUACGUAGUGUCGGCAUCUGGCGAUGCAGCACUACUUGUUUGGGAUCUUGCCUCCUCUGCCUGUGUCGGGCAGUACCGCCUAGCUUCUCCGGCCAUCUCACUUGCCUUCCACCCAGAUGCUCUAUUUAUGGUCUCUACGCAUGCCGGUGAGCGUGGUGCCUUCCUUUGGUCAAAUAAUUUGCGUUAUGGCUUUGUUCCAGAGGUAAUAACGGAUCCGAGGGCGCGCAGCGUGGAGGAACUGCCACAGCUGCACUUUCCUACAGCUCAUGGCGCCGCGGAGGAUGCAGAGGAUGAUACUGUUGACAAUGCUGUGAAGUGUGAGAAAGGGCUCCCGGGUUCAGGUAAUGAAAUCAAGGAGGAGGGUGAAAGCGAUGGUAAUGAUGAUGGAAUGUUGGGCGACAUAGCGGGUGCUGGUGGAAACGCUGAGCAGGAGGUAGAGCUUUUUGACGCCAAGAAGGAUACUGCGUUAAUGCAAAUUGAGAGGGAAAAAGUAAAAUGGGCUGAGCUUGAUGAGAUUAUUUCCGGUGGCAUGCGCCUAGCUGGCGUGCCCCGCUCCAUGUGGUUCGACCUUACCCUGUUGGAGCAGAUAAGGGAAAAGAACCAACCGCUCCUUCCACCCAAGAAGCGCGACGUUCCCUUCUUUCUACCAACCACGCAGGAAUUGCGUCCCACGUUCCUUGUUGCAGCUUCAAACUCAAAAGAUAAGGAAGCUCUUGUAUCGCGGGUGGUGAAUGCCCCGAUAGCCCAGCUCACGCCGGUGCAGCAGAUGCUUGUGCGGAACGAACAUGAUGCUUUUUUGUCGUACAUCCUUUCCCUUGGUUCACCACAGGCUGUUGACUUGGAGAUCAAGCGUGCGGUCGACUAUGUGGAGGGUUGCUCUUACACGGAGAAGGAACUGGAGCGUAUUAAGGACUGCCUGCAUGGGCUGUUGUCAUUUGUGGCGGAGUGGCUGAAGCGGCGCGAGAAUGUCGAUUUGGUACAGGGCAUAUUGGCUGCCGUCAUUCAUUCACACGGCCCACUGAUAACAAAGUGUGGUGCCGAGUUAAUUAAUGUUCUUGAGGAGCUGGCAGAGUUACAGAACUCGAUACGAUAUAGCGUAGAUCACCUCAUUGGGUACCCAAGCUGUCUGGCAGGUACUUUUUCGGGGUCACAUUUCUAA
Trypanosoma brucei brucei TREU927 is the source of this 2928-nucleotide messenger RNA. RefSeq lists its product as hypothetical. Gene Ontology annotation, biological process: rRNA processing. Bases 1 to 2928 code for a protein of 975 amino acids. The transcript has a single exon. Gene Ontology annotation, molecular function: protein binding. Gene Ontology annotation, cellular component: small-subunit processome; Pwp2p-containing subcomplex of 90S preribosome. The record is from RefSeq and is a predicted model, not a curated record. NCBI's taxonomy places the organism in Eukaryota, Euglenozoa, Kinetoplastea, Trypanosomatida, Trypanosomatidae.